This is a messenger RNA of Menidia menidia (Atlantic silverside), 3454 nucleotides long. NCBI's taxonomy places the organism in Eukaryota, Metazoa, Chordata, Actinopteri, Atheriniformes, Atherinopsidae. The record is from the annotation of a GenBank genome assembly.
CUGCCUGUGACGUCAAACGCAUGCGCCGAAUCCAUCCACGUGGUGACGUUUUUGCAGAGAAGAAUCGGAGCGGGAGCGGCGAUCGGGUUCUGGCGCCAGCGUGACCCCCGGCGGACCAUGCCCCACGACCCCGACCCUCCUCCGGCCAAGAGAUUCAAGCCGGGGUCCGUGUUUUUCCGCCUCGAGAGGAAUAAGCCUGGAAUGCUGCUGCCUCGAAAGGGAAAUGUGACCACUCCGAUCGAAGUCCAGAGGAAACAGCUUCCCAUCUACCAGGCGAAACCUCAGCUGGUGACCCAGCUGAGACAGCUGAGCAAUGCCAUAGUGAUAGGUGAGACUGGCUCUGGGAAGACCACUCAGAUCCCCCAGUAUCUGUACGAAGCUGGCAUCGGGCGGCAGGGCAUGAUUGCCAUCACUCAGCCUCGUCGAGUGGCCGCCAUCUCCCUGGCGGGACGGGUGUCCGAGGAGAAGAGGACUCAGCUGGGAAAGCUGGUGGGCUACACGGUGCGUUUUGAGGACCUGACCUGUUCGGAGACCAAGCUGAGGUUCAUGACGGACGGGAUGCUCCUGCGUGAGGCCAUCGGAGACCCCCUGCUGCUGCGCUACACCGUGGUGGUCCUGGACGAGGCCCACGAGCGCACCGUGCACACCGACGUGCUGUUCGGCGUGGUGAAGGCCGCCCAGCGCAGGCGCAGGGAGCUCAACAAGAUCCCCCUGAAGGUGGGCUGCGGUUGGUUGGUGAUAGUGAUGUCCGCCACCAUGGAUGUGGACCUGUUCUCCGAGUACUUCAACAAGUCUCCGGUGCUGUACCUGGAGGGCCGGCAGCACCCCAUCCAGAUCUACUACACCAAGCAAUCGCAGUCCGACUAUCUGCAGGCGGCUCUGGUUUCGGUCUUCCAGAUCCAUCAGGAGGCGCCGGCGUCCCAUGACGUCCUAGUGUUCAUGACGGGCCAGGAGGAGAUCGAGGCUCUGGCCAGAACCUGCAGAGACAUCGCCAAGCACCUGCCGGACGGCUGCAGCCCCAUGGUGGUCAUCCCCCUGUACGCGUCCCUCCCCCCGGCGCAGCAGCUCAGGGUCUUCCAGCCGGCUCCCAAGGGCUGUAGGAAGGUCAUCCUCUCCACCAACAUCGCAGAGACAUCGGUGACAAUCUCUGGCAUCAAAUACGUCAUCGACACCGGGAUGGUGAAGGCCAAGCGCUUCAAUCCAGACAGCGGUCUGGAGGUGCUGGCGGUCCAGCGGGUCUCCAAGGCGCAGGCGUGGCAGCGCGCGGGCCGGGCUGGCCGGGAGGACUCGGGCUCCUGCUACCGCCUCUACACCGAGCAGGAGUUCGACAACUUCAUCCCCAUGACCGUGCCGGAGAUCCAGAGGUGUAACCUGGCCGGGGUGAUGCUGCAGCUCAUGGCGCUGGGGAUUCCAGACGUGAUGAAUUUUGAUUUUAUGUCCAAGCCAUCCCCAGAGGCCGUCCGGUCGGCCGUGGAGCAUCUGGAGCUGCUGGGAGCCCUGGAGAGAAAAAACGGGCAGGUUGUCCUCACCGCCCUGGGGAAGAAGAUGGCCAGCUUCCCUCUGGAGCCCAGAUACGCCAAGACCAUCCUGCUGUCCCCGGACUUCUCCUGUUCGGACGAGGUGCUGAGCAUCGUGUCGCUGCUGUCGGUGGACACUGUGCUGUACAACCCCCCCGCCCGGCGGGAGGAGGUGCUGGCAGCCCGCAGGAAGUUCACCUCCAGCGAAGGAGACCACAUGACGCUGCUCAACAUCUACAGGGCCUUCAAGAAAGUCAGCGGGAAUAAGGUAGGUCUGGGGGGGGGCAGCCAGAGAGACGGGGAAGUGUUCGCUGGCUGUACCAUGACGCGCCGCGCCACCUGUCCUCCUCUCCUCCAGGAGUGGUGCCGGGAAAACUUUGUCAACAGCAGGAACAUGGGACUGGUGAAAGACGUCCAGGCCCAGCUCCGAGACAUCUGCCUCAAGCUGAACCUGAAGCUGGAGUCGUGCGGCGCCGACACGGGAAGCGUUCGCCGCUGCCUCGCCCACGGGAUGUUCGUCAACGCGGCGGAGCUGCAGCCCGACGGCAGCUACCUGGCCCUGGACACCCACCAGCCCGUGGCCAUCCACCCCUCCUCGGUGCUGUUCCAGGGCAAGCCGGCCUACGUGGUCUUCAACGAGCUGCUGCACACCUCCCGCUGCUACAUGCGGGACCUGUGUCUGGUGGACGCCGACUGGCUCCUGGACGCCGCUCCAGAGUACUUUGGCCGCAAGCUGCGCCUCUCGAAGAGCUAACGGGAGGGCAGCUCGCCGCUAGCCAGAGCCAAACGUUGUCUGUGUGCAAGACCUCAAAGGACUGCUCUACCUCCGAGCCGGCGUUGGCACUGCAGAGCUGCACGCCCAGGCGUCUUUCUGACGUCCUCCAGACGGGGAGAGCUGCACUGCUGGUGCCCGGCGGCAUUUCACCUCAACGCUUAGCGCGUCUGUGUGUUUAACACCCAGAAGGGAAUCUUUUUCAGGUUUUACACGUUAGUUUCUCUGCAUGCAUUUCCCAGUUGUCGACUUUGAAAAGUCCAAACGCAGCUCAAGUUUCAUGUCAUCAUCGAGAAGUGUUGAGCAAAACUACCCAGCAGUGUUUAGAAUGCCAUGACAGGGUAAUGUCAGCUGCUCCUUUUACUGCGAGGACUUUGUUUCCCUUCAAAAUAGCACAGAGAAGCUAUGUUGUCUUAAAACUUUCUGGCCGGGGGAGUUUUGGUUUCCUACAAAUUGGUUUUAAAGGGUAUUCUAAACGCAAAGAUGGUAGAUUUGUUGCAACCUGUUGACACAAAAACAUAAAGGAUCAACUUGAAAUAUGUUUUCACAUGUCUGUUUGACAUGCUUUCACCGUCAUAAAUGCAGCCCUGUUAGUUUGCAUGUAUUUUUUCUUAAUGGUGUGUACCACCAUUUUGUCCAAAGGUAACAUGCAUGUCAGGAGAAUCUGCAUGCCUUCUCUCUCCAAGCUCUACUCUUUAAUGUUUAUCCUUUCUCAGCCCCACAGGGACCUUUACACUGACAGCCAGUGUUUGCAGUGCAUGGAGAUGACCGUCAGUGAUCUGAUCACUCAGGUCCUCAAACGAUUCAGAAUGUAAAUCACCCCAUCCUAAGAACAGGACAAGUCUGUUUUUCCUUUCACUCUGCACUCAGGAUUGUACAAUAUAUACUACAGUCUGAAAUGAUUGCAUACAAAUUUUUAACUUUGCCACCAAAUGCAUCCAAGGUUCCAGGAGAGAAUCAUCUAACUAUGCUGUAUUUUGUUUACUGUAUCUUUUAGAGAUCAUUUUACCUCUGAGGUUUGUCAGUAAAACCAUUUCCAGAUCAACUAUAAACAUACUUGACAUGCCUGCUUGCAAUUUCUAAGACUGAAUGCAUGUAUUUGACUAGUUUAUUGAGGAUAUAUGUCAAUGACAACUUCUUAUCAUUUCUAAUAAAAUAAUAUUUU